AUGGAACUGUUUUUAGAGCCCAGUAGCGUCUCCAAACCGACUGUUGGCAUAGCGAUAGCGGUUGUUUCCAGUUUUAUCAAUGGCUCGACAUUUGUUCUUCAGAAAAAGGGAAUAUUACGGUCACGCGAGCGAGGUGUUUCGUACUUGAAAGAUGCAGUGUGGUGGAUAGGCACGCUGUCCAUGGUCGUAGGUCAAAUUGGGAAUUUCCUGGCCUACAACGCGGCCCCCGCUGUCAUCGUCACACCACUCGGAGCAUUUGGAGUUCUCUUUGGAGCAGUGCUGGCGUCCCAUCUCCUGGAGGAGCGUUUGAACAUUAUGGGAAAGCUGGGAUGCGUGGCCACCUGUUGUGGCUGUGCAGUGCUGGUUCUGCACGCGCCCGCUUCGGAAGGCGUGACAUCGGCAAGCCAGUUGGAAGCCAGGAUGGCGGACCCAGUGUUUGUAACCUACGCGGUGCUUGUGUUACUGACGCUGGCGGUGCUGAUGGGUCGGACAUUCCGCUCCUACCGUUCCCCUAGCAUGGGGGCAUAUGUGGCCAUCUGCUCCCUGUUGGGAAGCUUCACAGUACCCUGCAGUAAAGCCUUGGGCCUGGCAGCGUGGGACGUCCUUUCAGGUGGUCCAACACUGUUUCUCUUCUUGGGCCUUCUUGUUACGUUGGGAACUAGCGUGCUGCUGCAGUUGUUCUACAUCAACAAGGCUCUAGAAGCGUUCGGCUCCCACAUUUUCGAAGCCGUGUACUACGCGGCCUUCACGUCGGCGGCGCUGGUGUCGUCGGCCCUGCUCUUCAGGGAGUGGACAGUCCUCACAGCAGCCGACUGGCUGGCCGCGAUUUGCGGACUGGUCACGGUCUGCGUGGGCGUCGCCCUGCUGCAGAUAUCCCAGGAGGCUUCGUUCACUUGGAAGCAAACCAAAAAGAUGAACUAA
Nerophis lumbriciformis (worm pipefish) is the source of this 921-nucleotide messenger RNA. The record is from RefSeq and is a predicted model, not a curated record. Lineage: Eukaryota; Metazoa; Chordata; Actinopteri; Syngnathiformes; Syngnathidae.